AUGUCUGAGGAGUCAAAGGCUUCCGCAGAGCCUGACCCCCUGAACAAUGCCCAUGCUUCACUUCGAUCCAAGCGAUUUCGAUUUAAAUCAGCCAGAGACGAAGGUUCGGGUGGCGAUGGUGAUAUGAGAAGCCACAAGCGCAGGAGGCCACACGAUUCGUCAAACAGAAGCAGAAAACGCUAUCGGUCUUCUAGGCACAGGUCAAAUACACCUCCCCGGCAUCAGUCCUCAUCCGCUUUGCCUCCAGACCAAGCAUUUCGCGAGUCUCUUUUUGAUGCUCUUGGAGACGACGAAGGCGCAGCCUUUUGGGAAGGAGUCUACGGACAGCCUGUCCACACUUAUCCUAAUACUUACGAAGAUGAAGAAACAGGCGAGCUGGAGCGCAUGACCGAUGAGGAAUAUGCGCAGUUUGUCAGGCGGAAGAUGUGGGAGAAGAGCUGGGAAGGGAUUGAAGCGGCUAAACAGGAGAACAGACGACAGCGAGAGAAAGAGAAGCAGAAGUUACGUGAAGAGGAUGCUAAGCAGCGGACGCAACGAGAGGCGCACUAUGACGACUUCUCUUUCGACACACAAAUCGAAGCGAGCCUCCGGCGGGGGCAGAAAAGAAAGGACCACAAGCGAUGGAAAGCUUUGUGGCAAGAUUAUCUGAAGAAAUGGGACGAGAUGUACUCGUUAGCACAGAAUCGUCCGAAGACAGAGGAUGAUGCUGAGCAGGUGUUCCUUCGCAACAAGAUUGCUUGGCCGGUUGAGUCGGGCAAACGCGAAGACGUGAACGGAGACGAGGUGGAGCGUUUCAUCAGGAAAGGGACGACCAGCCUCGAUCCAGACGAGUCUACCGGAGAUCUUUUCGCGAAUGUCAUCAAGGCUGAGCGCGUCCGGUGGCAUCCUGACAAGAUUCAGCAGCGGUACGGAUUUAUGACCAUUGAUGAGAGCACGCUCAAAGCUGUCACGGCGGUGUUUCAAAUCAUUGACACCAUUUGGAACAGCAUUCGAACCCAGGCAUCAUGA
This is a messenger RNA of Exophiala spinifera, 1008 nucleotides long. RefSeq lists its product as uncharacterized. The record is from RefSeq and is a predicted model, not a curated record. Gene Ontology annotation, biological process: canonical NF-kappaB signal transduction. NCBI's taxonomy places the organism in Eukaryota, Fungi, Ascomycota, Eurotiomycetes, Chaetothyriales, Herpotrichiellaceae. The transcript has a single exon. Bases 1 to 1008 code for a protein of 335 amino acids.